Plutella xylostella (diamondback moth) is the source of this 777-nucleotide messenger RNA. RefSeq lists its product as uncharacterized. NCBI's taxonomy places the organism in Eukaryota, Metazoa, Arthropoda, Insecta, Lepidoptera, Plutellidae. The record is from RefSeq and is a predicted model, not a curated record.
GGAAACAGCAAACACCAGACAACUAAUAUAUCAACUUGGAACUUUGUGUUUGAAAUACGUAUCAAUCGUUGUUUGUUUAUUUUGAAAUUGUUAUUGUUUUGAUUUAAAAAUGGUUAAGGUUUUAUGGAUUUUUCUGUUCGCUACAACGUCAGCCCAUGUUAUUCCCAUGGAUCAAUCAAGCUUUGUAACUCCAUUUUACAUACGGACAAAUAAUAGACUGAGUUUAUUACAGUUUACUAGACCCAUUACCAACCCAUACAACAUGGGCAAUUUGGUCAAGCACCUAGCAUCAGUAAACGUAAUACCUUACAAAUUAGCUCAAGCUAAAACACAAGAAGUGUACUCUGAUGAUAAUUCACAAGUCGUGACGCACACAGUGCCUGCCGUCGUACGAAUAAACAAUCGAAUAAAUGAGGUUACUACAAAAAAUCACCUGGCAGAUAAUGAUAAUUCUACCAAGGACAUCCCAAAAAAACCCGCCAAUCAAGGAGAUGAUUCCGGAAGCUCAGAGUAUCCAUCAUCGACUGAAGGAGCCAGCACGACCACUGAAGACUAUGAAACUACGACGUUUGAAAACGAUUUAAGCAAUCGACUGGGCGUGGACCCGCGAGUAGUAGCAAGUCUUCUUGGCGGAUAAUAUAAAUAUAUAAUAUAUUUAUAUAUAUAUUUCUCAUUUACUCAAAAAGUUAUUCAUCAACCCAUAGGUUUACAGGCAGAGGUCGCUUCUAGCAAUAUUAAGCCUCCUAUUGUAUCUUCUGCAUUGUGUGAAAUUGUAUU